AUGUCCCUCCCAGAGCUGCAAUGGGCCCAAGUGGCCGAACAAAAAGGCGGACCACUUAUCUACAAACAAAUUCCCGUACCAAAACCAGGGCCCGAUGAAGUUCUAGUCAAAAUCAAAUAUUCGGGCGUAUGCCACACAGAUCUGCACGCGCUCAAGGGCGACUGGCCACUAGCCUCCAAGAUGCCCUUCGUAGGCGGCCAUGAAGGUGCCGGCGUCGUCGUGGCGAAGGGCGAAUUAGUGCAGGGCUGGGAUAUCGGCGAUCACGCAGGCAUAAAAUGGUUGAAUGGGUCUUGUCUUACAUGCGAGUUCUGCAAGAAUGCCGAUGAGGCUGUUUGUCCCGAUGCGUUGUUGUCCGGGUAUACGGUCGAUGGCUCGUUUCAGCAGUAUGCGAUUGGAAAAGCGGCUCAUACGACUAAGAUUCCGAAAAAUGUACCGCUGGAUGCGGUUGCGCCGGUGCUUUGCGCUGGUGUUACCGUUUACAAGGGACUGAAGGAGUCUGGCGCAAGGCCGGGGCAGACGGUGGCCAUUGUAGGUGCGGGUGGUGGUUUGGGAUCUUUGGCGCAGCAGUAUGCGAAGGCGAUGGGACUUCGUGUGAUUGCUAUUGAUGGUGGGGAUGAAAAGAGGGCAUUCUGUGAGAGCAUGGGAGCAGAGGCAUACAUUGACUUUACAACAUCAAAAGACGUCGUCGAAGAUGUCAAAGCAGCGACACCCGGAGGACUUGGUGCUCACGCCGUUCUUGUUCUUGCGGUGGCAGAAAAACCAUUCCAACAAGCCACGGAAUACGUCAGACCCCGAGGAUCAGUCGUCGCUAUCGGUUUACCAGCAGGCGCAUAUCUGAAAGCUCCUGUUUUCAGUACGGUGGUACGCAUGAUCAAUAUCAAGGGCAGUUAUGUCGGUGGUCGGCUGGACAGUGAGGAGUGUAUAGAUUUCUUUGCGAGAGGUCUAAUCAAAGCUCCGUUCAAGACUGCUCCGCUGAAGGAUCUUCCUCGUAUUUUUGAUCUAAUGGAACAAGGCAAGAUUGUGGGACGAUACGUGCUUGAGAUACCCGAGUAA
Talaromyces amestolkiae is the source of this 1053-nucleotide messenger RNA. RefSeq lists its product as uncharacterized. Bases 1 to 1053 code for a protein of 350 amino acids. Gene Ontology annotation, molecular function: zinc ion binding; oxidoreductase activity. The transcript is spliced from 3 exons. NCBI's taxonomy places the organism in Eukaryota, Fungi, Ascomycota, Eurotiomycetes, Eurotiales, Trichocomaceae. The record is from RefSeq and is a predicted model, not a curated record.